CUUAGUUCAGUUCAGGGCUGAACUUAAGCCCUGGUAUUGCCAGCAGAAAUUGUGGUCUCCUUUUUUCAGUGCGGGACAGUGAGAUGCCUGGGGAAAAAGAGGAAGGCGUGACUGACUUCAGAGCCCUCCGUGCAAAAUUUCAGAAUGACGCCAACUUUUCUAAGCAGCUGGUGCAGCCACCCAAGAAGCUGGUGCUGCCACCCACAGAAGCCACGCACAAAGUGGGCUCUGAAAGUAAGGAUGCUUCCAGUCCUCUGUCCUGGAAUAGCAGAGAAGUGAUAAUAUUAAAAGCCAAGAAUGAACUUUUCCCUCUUGCUCCUCAACCCUCUGCACUAGUCCAGGGCAAACCUUUGGUGCAGCCAAGAGCCAGGCUUCGUAAUGUGGAUCCGAGGGGAAAGGAUCAAGAGCAGAAAGGCAGCAUCUCAGAGGAAGGGCUGAACUCCUCCAAGAGCAGUUCACAAAAGCUUCAACCACACUAUUGCACUGACCAGCAAGAAUCAGCCGAAACAGAUCUGGAGUCUGCUCCACCCCAAAACUCCUUCCACCAUGCCCUACAGAUGUGGGAAAACGCUUUUUCCCAGAGUGAGAAAGCCAACGCAACACUCCCAACCCAACGGGGGGCAAACGUUUACGUGCAACCUCGCCCGGAGCCGAGGGCGAUGGCUGCUCCAGCUGCGUCAGAUGGCGGCAGAUUGAGAACGGCUCAAAGUGAGCAAGCGCUGGACUCCCCUGCCCGGCAGAAGGAUGCUCCGGGUGGCGGCGGGCUGGCUGCUUCCCAGGCUCCGCCUGUGCCCCGUCUACCCAGGAGGUACAGGAGCUCUGACCAACUAGCUGCCGAAAGCACUGCCGCAGCCAGCUUCUGCCAGCCAGGCUGUGAUAUGCAAACGUCAAGAGAGCUCCCACAACACCAGAAAGCAGAGUCGGAGCCUCGCUUCUAUGAAUCCGGAGCAGGAAAACCAUCUGAGGCUCCAGGUAGCAAGCUGCCAAAAAUUAAACCACUUCCUUCAGUUGAAUCCCUCGGUCCCGCCCCUGCGAAGCCUGUGAGACCCCCGAAAGUUGAUCUCAGUGUUUUCCAAAGCACGGUGCUUUCUGUCCACAGAGGAAAUGAAAGAACUGCCGCGGAGGAGGAUUACUUGAUUCCUGAAAGUGCUGAUCUUGAAGAGCAGCAUAAUUAUGAAGAAACGGUGUUGUACCUGAAUCAGCCUGGGGACUCCACAACCUUUUGUGCCAGUCAAGGUACUUUCCAAGCACCUGAGCCAGAGCCUCAAGAGCACGACAAGAAGCAGAAGAGUUUUCUCUUUGCCAAAUACAGUCCUGGAAGAGCUGUAGAGGAUGAAAAAGAGGAAAAAACAAGUCUUGAAAGAGAGAAACAGCAAGCAAAGAAAAUAUUCAAGACAGGCGGAAAUGACUAUGUGACUCUCAGAGCCCAGCCCAAGGAAGAAGGCAGAGGUGGGAAGAAGGUGCCGCAAGUGAAUCGAGGAGAUGUGACUAGCGCCCAGACUACAGAGCAUCCUACCCCACAGAGGCUGGCGAAAGCAGGAGCAGAACGCUGUCGCUACAUGUACGUGGGUGCUCCAAAACCAGCUGAAGAAAGGCUAACCUUGAGCCAAACCACUGGACAGCCUCUGCAGUCAUCGGAGGAUGUGUAUGACGACGUUGAGGGAUUUCAAAGCGGACUCAGCCACACUUCAGAGGCCUCAAGUUCAUUGACUCCAGACUGCAUUUCAGGAAACUAUGAAGAAACAUAUGAAGAUGUUGAGACUGGGGAUGAUAAUCCAGCAAAAGUGGAGGCAGAAAAACAAAAGAGAUUUGGAAACAUCUUUAAGAUAGAAAAAUUUAAACUGAAGAAUACCAGAUUCAAGGAGAACUUAAGAUUGUCUUCCAGUUCAGUACCAAAUUUAGCAGCUGCUGUCUCGCAGGAGGACACAUACGACGAUGUCGAGGGAGGGCAGACGGAGCCAAGAGAAAAGGAUGUCAAAUGCAGAAACUGGAAGCCAAAAUUUCUGAUGUUAAAAGAGGAUAAGGACCGAAGGAAAAGCAGUGAAGAUGUGGAAAGGUCUUUAUUUCCAUUAAGUAUCUUCAAAGUCAAGAAGUGCAACGCAGAAAAAAGCAAGAAGAUGGCCAAAGAAGAAACGUUGUUUAGAGAAACAUUUAUGUACGAUAAGGAGAUCAGCAUCAUCAACAUCGCAGUGGCCCUGUGCUCAGUCCCGAGUAAAAGGCGAGUUGAUCUCCCCAUCACAGCUGGGGAACAGCUGGAUGUUAUUGAUACCACGGAAGGCAACGAAGUGAUUUGCCGCAAUGCACAGGGCAGAUAUGGGUAUGUUCUAGUGGAGCAUUUGAACUUCAGACACUACUAACCGCUCCUGAGCGCGCUGGUGUCCUCCCACGGAGCAUCCCUGGAGAGCCGCUUGGAGCGUCGCAUGUCCGUGAGAGCCCGUUUGCCAGCCAUGGAGAGCUGAUGGGAAUGUAAAUAAAGUUUUGUUUUUACACUUACACUGUUAAACAUGUAAGAGACGUUGCCUUUUUUCUGAUAUUUAGAACGUGCCUUCAGUGAUUAUCUUGCCAUUAGUUAUUUUCAGGAUUUCUCACUUUCUGGCAAAGCAAAUUUGCGUGUGGGCGGCCCACUAGCGCCUAGCUGUUCCAGUACCUUAGCUCUCAAACAGCUACAAUGUUUUUGCAUUUGCAUGUGAAAAACCUUAUUUGUGCAAAACAUACCAGUUUAGUUGCUUAAUGUCUAUCUUGUUGCUACCUGUUCAAGUGCUGGAAUUGCAAGAUCCCCCAAAAGAAUUUGGUGCGCGCUUUAAAAAGCAAAUCGUAUACAUUUGAACUGAUUUGGAGACAGCAAAUGGGGACACUGGGUAUUGGGACAACAAAUAUUUAGAGCCAUUGUUGCAGGGUUAAAUACCUUAAAUGGUGGAAAAGUUGACUCAUUCCUUUUCAAAAACCAUUAAAAGAGAGUAAAUAGAGCAUUCAUUCAAAAUUCACUUUAUUUUCAUAAGUUGACUUAGGCAUCCAAGCUAUGUAAAGGCUGACUUCUAGCUUCCCCU
Molecule: messenger RNA, 3047 nt
Organism: Struthio camelus australis
Lineage: Eukaryota; Metazoa; Chordata; Aves; Struthioniformes; Struthionidae
Source: RefSeq, a predicted model, not a curated record